Molecule: messenger RNA, 2615 nt
Organism: Homo sapiens (human)
Lineage: Eukaryota; Metazoa; Chordata; Mammalia; Primates; Hominidae
Product: translation initiation factor IF-2-like
Exons: 4
Coding region: 1-1419 (472 amino acids)
Source: RefSeq, a predicted model, not a curated record
AUGAAUGCCUCUGAAAAUAAUGGCACAGCACCGGUCCAGGCCCCAUUUUCCUCCGCUGACAGCUCAGCAGCGUGCGCUUCCGCUGGAUUCAGGCCAGGACCAGCGAAGCCGCACCUUACACCCACCGAGGAGGAAACAAGCCUGGCCACCCGAGGCUACCCCGCUAGGCCGCGGGUAGUGGGGGAGGGGGCGCUGAGGCAGGAGGUCAGCACCCGGGCGCGGGCUCCCGCCCCACGAAAAGCGCGCGCUCCAAGCCCCGCCGCCGGAGAUGCGGUUCCGGUCCGGACGCCUGCGCACUACGGCUCUCCCCGCAGCCUCUGGCCCUCCUUCCCCCUCCCCCAGUCAGGGCGCACCCUUGCGCCUGCGCUGUGUGUGUUCCUGGUCUGCGGCAGCCAUGCUGAACUCGUAUGGAGAGGCGAGUGGGGGGGACAGAGUCCAGGACCGCGGGAUAGGAAGCUGGGGAUAUGGACAAGCAGCAGCGUUAUAGCGCUCUGGGUUUCGGGACAUAGGCCUGGGCCAUGCGGCCCCCUUGGCCCCUUGGCGCGACCCCCAGGAACGUUCGGAAAGCUGGUCCUCGUGGCUGGGGGAAAGGCGGGGGAUUUGUCCUUCAAACCUUUUACAGCCAAUGGGAGCGUGGAGGGGGGGCGAGCGGGAGAGGGCCAUGGGGGGGGAGGGGAAUGGCCAGCCUCAUGCCUCCGUACCCAUUGGAGGGCAAAGGGGUUAGGGGGCGGUGUGGCCCCCCCUAUUCCAUUCGUCCCCUGGGGGUACAGCAGCCGGGAGCCAGAUUCUUCGCUGCUGCUGCCUUACCGCCGAGAACCACCACCCGCCAGGCGUCUUGCGGCCACACCCCUGGCGGGUUCAGGCAGGCUACGCCCACGCGACCCCUCCCGUUUCCCUGCUUUGGCCAAUGGAGGAGCUACGAAUGGCACGACCUGCUCGAGCUUGGCAGUCUCCAGUUGGGCUGUGCAUGGAAGCUUGGGAAGACUUUGUUGGAAGGGGAGGCGGGGAGAGAGUGCUGGAGGCUCUGGGGCGAUGGCUUCCGCACCUCUUCCAACCACCCUCUUUCCCUGGAGUCGGCGGACCACAGCUCAGCCAAUUGGCUUGGAGAUGUGGCGGGUUGCCACUUCCCUGUGGGUCUCUGCGGCACUCUUCUGCCUGGUGACUGACACCUUGGAAAUGAAGUUUAUGACGUCAUCGUUGCGGCUGGCCAAUAGAAAAAGCUCCCGCGGAGAGGUGUUCCUUCCCCUUCGACUCAGCUUCUUCACCCGCGUGAGCGAGCGCGCGCGCGCGGAGGGGGUGGGGAAAAUCUCAAGCAGGGUGGCGCGCAUGAGCGGCGAAGCUCCUCCUCCCCGCCUAUAUAUAAAGGGCUGGCGCGGGGCUCGGCGGCGCCAUUUCGUGCUGGAGUGGAGCAGCCUCUAGAACGAGCUGGAGGAUUCUGCCUACCGAUACAGAGCCUUCGAGUCGUCCGGGGCCGCCAUUACAAUCCACCUCCAUCCGCUUGGAAAUGGCCUUCGUCCCGGCCUAUGACUGGUCCCAGCGGGCAGUACAGACCCCCUAGAAGCCCCUGGAGCUCCCCUUUUUCGGGCCCCGCCCAAUCCUCGGAGUCUGUCCACCCCCUCUACUCCGCCCUCAAGAGGAUUUCAAAGAUGGAGGCGGCGGCUCCCUAAACCACUUUUCGUGUUCAUCCGCCUCCAUCCGAGAUCGAAACGGGACCUCGUCGGCCCCGUAGGGGCCCGACAAGAAGAGGGAAUCCCUGCAGACCAACAGCGGGCUAUAUUGACGACGGUGUCUGAGAUCGGGGACCGUCUUUUGAAGAGUCAGUCCCUCCUUAGUUGCCCGCCUCAGCUGAGGCCGCCGCCAUUUUCUUGCUGUCCGCCGUCUGCAGAGCGCGCCAAGCUGCCCGGAGCUCUCCGAGAGGCCCCAAAGAGACUGCUUUCGUGCCGGCCAGGCAGGGGGUUUGUCGCCUGGAGGCCCAAGAGGAACGGCCUCCCCCCAACUUAGCGGGUUAUGCUGGACCGGGCGGUGAGGGGAACCGAGGCCACCCGGACUUUCCGCGGCUGAGGGCAGCGCCGGUUCCUUGCGGUCAAGAUGCUGCAAAACGUGACUCCCCACAAUAAGUACGUUUCCGCGAGCCGCGUGUGGGAAGGGGAUGUUGCAGGGCGGCGGCACAGGGGUGUGGGGCGCCGUGUUGGGAGUACUGAGCGGCCCCGGCGCGCUGCUGUUGCGGCGCAGCUGUCGACUCGGUCGCGCGGAGGGAAUUGAGCGACGGUUUUGGAACGGUGGUGGCGGCUCGGCUACUGCUCGUGGAGGGGAAUACAGGUUGUCAAUUUAUACGCUAUUAAUGCCGCCGUGGCCCAGUCUUAACCGAGUCAGGCAGAGCUAGUUUGACGGUGGAGUGGAGUGAGGUUGAACAGCAGGUUUGGCGUUUGGUGGGUCUGGUAUCUAGCGGCGGUCUGUUAGCCUUUUAGGGGGGAUUCACGGACACCUCUAGCGCCCUGUAGGGUUGCCAUGGUGACGGAGCGCUUAAGGGACUGGCAACGGGGAUUCCCAGAGAAGGGUAAAGGGAUCACUCUCCCGUGUGUGCAGGUUCCUAAUGCCCAGGGCAUGUCAUUAAA